CAGGGCGUUCAAAGUAUUAGUCAAAUUGAAACCACCUUGUCAGACUGUUGGAACUACUCACUUCUGCAACAUCAGCAGUCGGAAUGAGGAGACGCCGCUUUUAAACGGUACAAACACGGAAAUCGUUGCUCUGCUGAAGAUUACAGAUAAGCUGCAGGCCUUUUUUUUAAGUGUGAUUCAUUCUGUGUGCGUACAAGAGGGAGAAAGAGGAUCAUGUGACUCCACUCAAGAAACAGUGGGUGAGAGUCAUCAGACACUACAGCUUGUGCUCCUUCCACACACCAAAUUGUUUCCAGAGCAGGAAUUCAACGGGGCCGUGCCAGCGUGUUGUUUGCAAGCACUACAGCGGCUCUGCCAGCGUCUACAUCACAGCGCUGAGGCUUUUCAUCAUGGAGGCUUUCAAACGUGGAGCCCGAAGCAGAUGCAUGACUUUUCUAUGGUGCAGUUUGCUACUUGAGUGCAUGGCAUCAAAGGGUGUUUGUAAUAUUUUGAUGUAAUGUGACCGGGCGGGUAAUGUGCGUGGACACAUUGGAGCUCCAAAGUUUGUUUCUGCAAAGCGUCUUCCUUUCGUCGCCAUAGCAACGCGUGAUGCAAUGGAUGCAGACGCCGCCCACGUGGAAGCUCAGUUGCCUAGCAACGCGCAAACCGCUCGGGAGUGAGGUCGCCGCCAAACAAACGCACCUCUGGCCGUCAGAGUUGACGCCACCUGGGCUCUUCCCCGGUUCCACAAUGGCCAAGCCGCCGGCAAACAAAAAGGAGAACACGUCCAGUAAAGUGUCCCUGCAGGACCGACAGGCAGCCUCUUUACUUGUCACUUCCUCUGAGAGCCUAGAAAGCCUGUGGAGAUGCAGAUUCCCCAUUUGGCCUGAGUGGAGUGACGCAGAAGUCAAUAAGGAGAAAUGGGUCUCGAGCAAAGGAGAUGAAAAUGGAAAGACGAGCAAGACCCCCAGUGCUGUAAAUCCACAGCUGUCAUGUUUUGAAGAUCCUGAGGGAAAAAUCCGCCUGCCUGCAUCUUUAAAAGUCCAUUCCUGGAAGCGUCCUGUAGAAUUCCUUGUUAAUAAGGGUCCUGUCAUUGUGCAAAAUCUUGAAGCCUUUGACCUAAUCUCCCCCAAUGAUCAUCUGAUUUGUAGUGAGCUGAUGAGGUGGAUCAUCAGUGAGAUUUAUAUUGUUUGGUCGCUGCAUAAAAGCACGUCCACUGACCAAGAGGGCUGGAAACCUUGGGAGCACAUCUACUCACUGUGUGAGGUGGUGAAAGGUCAUUUGCCACUGUACAAUCACUAUGGGAAAUAUGCAGUCAGGCUCUACUGGAUGGGUUGUUGGAGGAAGAUAAUGGUUGAUGAUUCCAUGCCAUUCGAUGAAGAAAAUAACCUCCUUCUUCCUGCUUCAACCUUUCAGUCGGAGCUGUGGCCAAUGUUGUUGGCUAAGGCUCUCAUUAAAGUGGCCAACACAAAUGUUGUGUUCGAGGACUGUGGGGAGAUAGGAGAGCUCAGCUUUAUCCACAUCCUCACUGGAUGGAUUCCAGAAAUGACUCCUGUGAAACCCAUUCACCUAAGACAAAUCUGGGAUUUCUUACAAGACACCAUUCCCAUUUUCACAUACUCAGAUGAAAGUUUGUCAGAGACAAAUCCUCAAACUGUGGAUACAGCUGCACAAAGAGAGUCACAGAAAAGUUUCCCAGAGGUAGUGGUGUGUGCCGGCUACUAUCAUCAGCCCCAUAACCAUUCACUUGUGUUUAAUCAAAUGAGUCUUUGUUCAGUGUCUCUUCGCCAGUACGGUCUCUUAUUGCCGCACAGCCACAUUGUAUUGUUGACCAGAACACGUUCAUGCCAGCUGGAAGCACCACCCAAAUCACCACCUGUACCGCGAUGGAAACUCAUUCGUCCACGGAAGGAGAUUGUGGUCACGGAUGAGCCGCAGACGCUGCCUUUGUUGAAACCAGAGCAGUGCGUUGAAGUUGCCAGCCCUUUUCUCUCCUACCGUGUCAGCAGCAGCACUGGCUCAAUCCAAGAAAUCCGUGCCAAGUCGGGUACUCAGAAAAAGCAUUCCUAUGGAUUUCCCAUUGUGUCCAUUCCUGAGAGGGAGGAGGCUGAAUGUGAAGAAGGCUUUGAGUCUGAUGGAGCUGUACGCACUACUACCGUUCCAGAAAGCACUGACAAAAUACAGGUUACUGCAGAGGACAGGAGGAAGGACGAUGAUGACAUCUCCAGUGUGAAAAAGGAGCCUGAAACUGAGGAACAUGCAGCUCCCAUUGAACCCGUUCUGCAGGGCACCUGGGUAGAAAUAGACGACUUUGCUAAGUGUUUUCAGACUCUUUUUGUGUUUCAUAAACCUAAGCUCUACCCUCAUCAAAGCCACGCGUCUCAAUUUAAGAGCACCGUCUUGUCCAAAGGUGCAUCAGGUAGCGCUGGAUCCCUCCCUGUGACAUCUGCUGUGGCAAGCAAUGAAUGCUCAGAGGUGAGAGGCACUCACUACCUGUGUGUGGAUAGCCUACAACCUCUUCAGGUCCUCGUCAGCUUUUCGGCACUGCUUCUCUGGGGAGAUGCAGUUGAAGAGAAAAAGGAAAUAUCAUCAGCAUGUAGGUGUGCAGUUCUUCAUGCUCAGCUGCACUCCUGGAAGAGUCUGAGGUCCCACCUGCCUCUUCUUACUAUAAAGACCGCCUCCUCCAAGGCAGCCAUACUUAAAUUACCUCCAGGGCGUCAUGUGUUGUCCUUUCACGCAAAAGCAGCACUGGGCUACCAUAUCCACCUCUGCAGCAAGACGUCUUUCAUAUUUGGGGAAGAAGAUCACAUAAUGUCACAACUUUCCAAGGAAAGCGUCCGUUUUAUUGAACAAGCGUCAUCCAUGUUGAAGGCCCUGUCCAGAGUGGUAACUUCUUUUAGUGACGAGCGGGACCAGCUAUUAGCAAGAAAAGCCCUGGAUAAGACUCACUGUCCCAAAAACAUCAGCAGCACCCUAGAAAAAUGGGAACACAACAAGGUGUUCAACUGUGCUGUUUACCACAUGCUGUGUGAGGCGCUGGGUAGGAGGCUGAAUGCAGAGGAGCGGUUUGCUGUGCUCGCCCUCACAACUGACCCUUCGCCCUUGGCCACUUACCGUGAACAUACCCCAACCUUUAAUGGCGAGUCAGUGCCUCCAGAGAGCUGGAGAGAAAGGAAGCCGACAGACGAGGAGGUCAAGGCAGUCACCACCAUUCAGGCGGGAUUUAGAGGACGCUUAGUGCGAGAGAUUCUUAAAGCCUCGGAACCUGGUACAAAGGAAAACCUCUCUGCAUCUAAGAUCCUUGUCGACAUGUGGCAAAAAGUUGAAUCAGAUGCUGAAAAACAUGCAAUCUUCCUGCUAAGGUAUGUGGUUGAACACUGCGUAGGGAGAGAGGAGCUCUACCCCUGUCAGCAGGAUGAAUGGACCAGAAUCACCUUUGCUGAUUACUCCGUCUCUCUGCAGGACUCGGCCAACUCCUGGGUCUUGGUCUUUAGGGAAGUGUUUAUGGUUCCUAAGGAGAUGUUGUUGGUUACAAACGUCUUCUCCCAAAUCCCCAAUUGCUUGCUACAUGUCAUAAAUAACGAUACGGGGCAGGAAGUGGAAAUGGUCUUUGGCAAACCAGCACCCCACAUCUAUAAACCUAACAUGUUUGGCUAUACCUUUGUAGCAGAAGCAAUCACACCUGAAUCCAUUCCUGUUGGUGCUAAGUGGACGAUGCGCUUAAUUGGCUCUAGGGAACCUCUCCCGAGCCUUUCCCGUGAGACUGCAAACAGUGCCUUCUCAGUGAGAGAAUUUCGGGACUAUUAUAUUCCAAAUGACAAAAGCAUCGUAUGUCGUUACUUCGUUCAAGUGACAACAGAUGUCCUGGGAACAAUUCUGUUUCAGACUUCCAAACCAGAUGUAUUAAUACAUCUGUCCAUUCUAGACCAUGAGGAGGAGGUGGCAGGCAAAACUGGGAGGGGCUGUGUGGCAAUACCUGUUUUUGAAUUCAUGAAUGGAAAAGAUGAGAAGGACCAUGAUCAGGAGACAUUGCCCACCGAGGUGGUGGACGCUUCCCAACAAGGAGCUGGGAUGGACAGUGCAGCUGGGAAAUCGGUCCCCUCCCAGUGUCGGCUUCCCUCAGAGACCGCGGGUCAUAAAUAUAUGGUUCAGGCAGAGGUGCUGCAUAAGAGCUGGGAUUUGGAUGAAUCUCAGUUGGCUUUUGUCUGUAUGCUCAGAGAGCAGGAGAAGAAUGAACUGAGAGUCUACAAGCCCGAGGACCUGAAGAGUCCAUCAAUCGCUGGCAGACUAAGCCACCUUUGGCACAAGUCUGUCACCCCCAAAACCAACCGCAAGAGCGACGGUGACAAGGAGAAGGGGAAACCAGCUGCCUCCUCAAAGUCUGUCUCCAGGCAGGAAAUGAGCCUCGAUGCGAGUAAGCCGCAUUGGACGCUGCGUGUGGUCAUCGACAAGAGCAAGGCAGAGAACAUUGAGGUGAAGAAGGACACAGAGAGAACAGAUCAGAUUAGAGCUGUUAAAAAAGCUUGGGAGCUGGCUGAGCCCGGCCGCUGUGAAAAGGCCUUACAGUCUCGUCUCAAGUUUAUUAACCGAGAUCAACCUCAAGCAAGUGAUGAAACUAUUAAGCACGAUGCUGGUUCUGUUACAGAUUCCUCCAGAGAUGAUUGUAAUGCUUCUCUCAGCCCAUUGAGUCAAAAGGUGACAACUACUUCCUCCUGUCCUCACAUGGACUACACACCCUUCAUCAGAAGCCAAAAGGAUCUUCCAGUCCUGAUGGACUCGCACAUAGAGGAGAUCCAGCAGAGGGAGCGCUUAGAAAAGAUCCAGACCUACCGUCUGGUUCGAGAGAAUAUGCUGGAGCGCCACAAUGAGCUGGAGGUCCGAAGGAAAGAGCUGAUGAGACACCAGCUGAGCACAUAUGAGAACAUGCAGGCAGCCUCGCAGCAGCGCCAUGAAGACUUCCUCAACACUUGCAAGGCAUUUAAUAGCCGUCAGAUGGCGGAGUUGGGACUGAAUGAGAAAGAAGCUCCAGAGGAGACCCAGCAGGCGGUCGGGGGAAAGGCAGCCCCCUCCUCAGCUACCACACGGCAGCCCAACAAAAGUGCCAAGAGUGCUGGCAAGAAGAAAUGAUGGGCAUUGGCACAAACGUCCAGUCUCCGUUUUCCUCUCACACGCUUUUCUACAGCUCAACUGCUUAUUCACUGCAUUGUGGCUUGUAGUGAAUUAACACCUGGUCAAACAAAGGAAUCUGAACCAAAGCUACUGUAGAAGGACUGUUAGUGUAGCUCAUCCUUACAGUAUAUGUACUCUUUGAAGUAGAUUUUUAGUUUGUUCUUGAACUUUACCUGAUGUCUUCUUGUUACCACAGAUCUGUACUUGUAUAAACAGGUCUUCCUUUAGAGUUGAUUCACUUCAGCAUAUUCUGCAGAUUAAGGCAGUUCUUCAUUGUUGUGUGCAUGUAAAUCCAUCAGUGCAUUAAAGAUGUCGAGCCAUC
Messenger RNA from Betta splendens (Siamese fighting fish), 5470 nucleotides. It is a transcript of the gene adgb, whose product is annotated as androglobin. Gene Ontology annotation, molecular function: protein binding; calcium-dependent cysteine-type endopeptidase activity. NCBI's taxonomy places the organism in Eukaryota, Metazoa, Chordata, Actinopteri, Anabantiformes, Osphronemidae. The transcript is spliced from 35 exons. Gene Ontology annotation, biological process: proteolysis. The record is from RefSeq and is a predicted model, not a curated record. The coding region runs from base 589 to 5106 and encodes 1505 amino acids.